Messenger RNA from Cavia porcellus (domestic guinea pig), 4041 nucleotides. RefSeq names its product DM1 protein kinase (gene Dmpk). Gene Ontology annotation, molecular function: protein serine/threonine kinase activity; ATP binding. Gene Ontology annotation, biological process: actomyosin structure organization; peptidyl-threonine phosphorylation. Bases 1706 to 3340 code for a protein of 544 amino acids. The transcript is spliced from 15 exons. The record is from RefSeq and is a predicted model, not a curated record. NCBI's taxonomy places the organism in Eukaryota, Metazoa, Chordata, Mammalia, Rodentia, Caviidae. Gene Ontology annotation, cellular component: cytoskeleton; cytoplasm.
UGGGCUUCUGGACUUGGGGAGCAGGAGGGAUAUAGGGACAUCUUCCUGUGAGGUGACCCGGAGCUUGGACUAGGUCCUUGGGCAACACACCCCUAUGCCCGUAGCACCCCGGUGGGGCCAACUAAGGUCAGCAGAAGCCAGAAUUCACCGCAGCAGGGGAGCACUGGUGGGCUAAGCUGGGCACAGCCAUCUACCCUAUACCCCCUGCCUGAGCCUAGGCUAGGGACCUGCUGGUGUCCCCAUCUCCUAGAACUGUCCCCCAAAUGAGCCCGAUGGCCCUCUACCCUGGUUUUCAAGAGCACAAGGGCAAGUGAGGCGGGACAGCUGUCAUGGGUGUGGCUGACAGGUGCUGGGGCCAGCCUCUCCAGCUGCCGGGACAGGUGCCCAGGCCCUGGGAGGAGAAGUGACUCACACAGGCCCUGGGGGAGAACCAGAUCUGCAAACGGGCACCACCCAGCCCCCCUUGGUGCUCCAGCUGCGAGCAACUUGGGGUGCCCCUUUCUCUGCCAUCCUCCCUCCCAUGGCUUGGUCCCUGCCAGCCUGCUUCAGUCGUGGUCCCUUCCCCUCCGUAGGGGUCCCAGUUCAGUGCCAUUAACCCUUCCAUUGUCCUAUGAAGCCCCUCCUGGAAAAAUCUGGGCGCUGGGGACAUGUCCAAGGAGAAAAGCAAAGUGCUUCUUCCUGGUCUCCCCGCCCCCACACCAGGCCUAGGUCUCAGGCUCGCACUAGUUUCACUCCGAAUACUUGUCCCUCAGUGUCCUGCUUUCGCUCCUUGGCCUCCCGUAUGGUGUCACUGUCUCCUUUCCCUGCCUUCCCCAGCCCCUUCUUGGCCAUGUCCUUCUCUGUCCGACCCAGGUGCCAUUCCUUCCCUAUUUCAUAAAUGGGAAGGUAGAGGCCAAGGUACAAGGCCACUUGGCCUGUGGAAGACCCCUCUGCCUCUUGUCUUCUCUGGUUUUAGUCACUCUCCUAGCCUCCCCUUUUGCAGGGAAUGAAGCAGAGCUGACAGGGUAAACUGAGGCCUAGAUGGGGGCAGGGCUCUGGCUCUUCUCGAAGGAGCAGUCCUUUUGUGGCCUGAGCUGCAUCCUUCGGCCCCUCCCCUGCCAGGCCUGAGGCGGGGGAGGGGGCCUGGGUUCCCGCUGCCUUAAAAGGGCUCAAUGUCUUGGCUCUCUCCUCCCUCCCCCGUCCUAGGCCCUGGCUGCUGCUUCCUGGCUGGCCCCAGCUCUCAGAAUCCCCUCUUUCUAUAACCCACUCCCUCUCCCUUCUUCCCUGUCUGAGCUCUUACCUACCCCUUCCUGUCUCCCAAGCUUGGCUUCUUCAACCCCAAGGCCAGGCCUCCCUUUCCCCACUGCGCCUGAGUCUCCAGCCUCCACCUGCCAGUUCCCCUCUGGGUCUGUGUGCUGCAGGCCCAGCUGCAGGCUCAUAGCCUCUGCAGCUGAUGGCAUCUAAGGGAAGCCCGCUGCCUCCUGGGAGAGCAGGGAGCCACCUCUAGCAGUGCUCAGGCUGUCAGUGCUAGUUGAGCCUCCGGAUCCUUUCCUGUCCCCAAAUUCAGUGUUUCCCAUCGUGCUCCAAGAACCGCCAGCAUCUCAGACUGGAGGCACUGGCGGAGCCCAUCGUGGCCAGGCUUAAGGAGAUCCGACUGCAGAGGGAUGACUUUGAGAUUCUGAAGGUGAUUGGACGCGGGGCGUUCAGCGAGGUAGCGGUGGUGAAGAUGAAGCAGACGGGCCAGGUAUAUGCCAUGAAAAUCAUGAAUAAGUGGGACAUGCUGAAGAGAGGCGAGGUGUCGUGCUUCCGAGAAGAAAGGGAUGUGUUGGUGAACGGCGACCGCCGUUGGAUCACUCAGCUGCACUUCGCCUUCCAGGACGAGAACUACCUGUACCUGGUGAUGGAAUACUACGUGGGCGGGGACCUGCUAACGCUGCUGAGCAAGUUUGGGGAGCGGAUUCCGGCUGAGAUGGCGCGCUUCUACCUGGCCGAGAUUGUCAUGGCCAUAGACUCAGUGCACCGGCUGGGCUAUGUGCACAGGGACAUCAAACCAGACAACAUCCUGCUGGACCGCUGCGGCCACAUCCGCCUGGCGGACUUUGGCUCCUGCCUUAAACUACGGGCUGAUGGGACGGUGCAGUCUCUGGUUGCUGUGGGGACCCCGGACUACUUGUCCCCCGAGAUCCUGCAGGCUGUGAGCAGUGGAUCCGGGACAGGCAGCUAUGGGCCGGAGUGUGACUGGUGGGCACUGGGCGUGUUUGCCUAUGAAAUGUUCUAUGGGCAGACGCCCUUCUACGCAGACUCCACGGCUGAGACCUAUGGCAAGAUUGUGCACUACAAGGAGCACCUGUCUCUGCCACUGGCAGACACGGGGGUCCCUGAGGAAGCUCGGAACCUCAUCCAGGGGCUGCUGUGUCCCCCGGAGGUACGGCUGGGCCGGGAUGGAGCAGAGGAUUUCCAGAAGCAUCCUUUCUUCUUUGGCCUUGACUGGGAAGGCCUUCGUGAUAGUGUGCCCCCUUUCACCCCGGACUUCGAGGGUGCCACUGACACGUGCAACUUCGACGUGGUGGAGGACGGGCUCACUGCCAUGGUGAGCGGGGGCGGGGAGACGCUGUCGGACAUGCAGGAAGGCGUACCGCUGGGGGUGCACCUGCCUUUCGUCGGCUUUUCCUACUCCUGCUUGGCCCUCAGAGACAAUGAGGUCCCAGACCCUACACCCAUGGAACUGGAGGCCCAGCAGUUGUCUGAGCCACACGUGCAAGUGCCCAGCAUGGAGCCUACAGUGUCUGCACCAGAGGCAACUGUAGAAGUGGCAGAUCCACCUGCUGCUCCUGCAGCAGAGGAGACGUCGGAAGGGGAGGAGGUGACCCUUCGGGAGCUCCAGGAAGCCCUGGAGGAGGAGGUGCGCACCCGGCAGAGCCUGAGUCGGGAGCUGGAGGCCAUCCGCAACACCAACCAGAGCUUUGCCAGUCAGCUACUUGAGGCUGAAGCCCGCAACCGAGAUCUGGAGGCACACGUUAGGCAGCUGCAGGAGCGGAUGGAACUGCUGCAGGCCCCAGGAGCCGCAGCUGUCAGGGGGGUCCCCAGUCCCCGGGCCACGGAUGCACCUUCCCAUAUUGUCCCCCGGCCGUGGCUCUGGGCCAAUGCCCGCUGGUGGGGCCAGGCCCCAUGCACCGCCGCCACCUGCUGCUCCUUGCCAGGGUCCCUAGGCCUGGCCUAUCCGAGGCGCGUUGCCUGCUCUUGUUCGCCGCUGCUCUGGCUCAUGCCACCACCCUGUGCUGCUUUGGGUUCGUGGCCUGUGCCGGCCAUCUCGCCCCAGCCUGGCGUCGCCCGGGAGCAGCCUUCGCCCCCUGAACCCUAGAACCCCAGACUGUCCUCGACUCAGGCCCAGUCGCAGGGUUGAGUGACCCGGGGACAGUAGAAGCCGCUCCCACCGUGUCCCCGUCCACCCACUCAGCGCGUGAGCCCAGCUCCAGUCCCGUGAUCCGGGCCCGCCCCCUGGCGCCCGGGGAAGGAGGAGCGGAUUUGUGGCUGGUGAACCGGGUUCGUGGGGGGCUGGCGCUCAGGAAUGCUGGUGGUGGGGACACUGCUGGCCACUUCUUUCCCAGCCGGGCUGAGGCCCCGACGUGGACGGGUGGACUGGGUUCUGAGAAGACAGCAGACCGGGGCGCGGCCACCCGAUUGUCACCCUACACCACCCCACCUACGAUCGGCUCGCAAACCACCAAUCUUCCUUGUGCAUGAGCUCCAGGGAAAGCUAUUCCUGCGGCCUCCGCCUGCUUUCGGGAAUUCUGUGCUUUUGCCAGCCCUGCUUUUUCGGGGACUCCCACGACUCUUUUUCUCACCUACGCUGCUCUCGGAGUCACAGCCGGCUUCCCCGGCCUCAGUGGCUUGAGUAUUUAUUGAUCUUGUCCUCCGACCCGCUGACAGGCUCCCGGACCCCAUCACCCUAAUCCACGUUUUGGAUGCACUGAGACUCGACAUUCCUCGGUAUUUAUUGUCUGUCCCCACCUAGAACCCCCACCCCCGACCCUCGCGAAUAAAAAGCCCUCUCUGCCCAAA